AUGCCUUCCUACUCAGCUAUUUUCCAGGGCUGUGUGAAACCCACCACUGUCAUCGUUUCUUUAAGACCCACUUGCUCCGCCGUUGCUCUUCCUCUACGCUGCCGGCGGAGCGCUCAUCGUGUUGUCGCAUCGCUAAAACCCUCCUUCCCUUGCCGCCAAUUCAUGGCUCUUAGUUCAUCCUCCGUCUACGUUCCUCCCCAUUUGAGACAGCUUGGAAAUGGACGGUGCUUGAGCGGCGGUGACGUUUAUAGCAGCAGGGGUUUUAGGGGAUCUUCUCCUUUAAUUUUGGAUUGGAAGGUUGCUGCCAUCCCCAAUUUCUAUCCCCGGAGCCUGAAUUACGGCCGGUAUGCUUACCAGGAUGAGUCCAGCGAUGAGUCCGAGCCGGAAACUGGGUCGUCGAUGAGUGGUUCAACGCUUGAAAACUUGGAGGAUUGGAGAUGGAAGCUGACAAUGCUAAUGCGCAAUAAAGGCGAGCAAGAAGUUGUAUCCAGGGAAAAAAAGGAUAGGCGAGAUUUUCAGCAGAUCUCUGCUGUGGCUGAGCGAAUGGGUUUAUAUGGCCGUCAGUACUCAAAAGUUGUCGUCUUUAGCAAAAAUCCUCUGCCUAACUACAGACCUGAUCUCGAUGAUAAACGGCCACUGAGAGAGGUGAUAUUACCAUUUGGAGUGCAAAGAGAAGUGUCGGCUCAUCUCAAUUCUCACCUUUCGAAAAAGUCAUUAAGCAGAGGGUCUUCUACCUCCUCUUUGAGGUCGAGUAGUGGUGGGAGUUUGGCUUCUGAAGAGACAGUAAAUGGCCAGCGAGAGCCUGUUUUACCGGAUAUUUCAACACGUGAACGAAUGUAUCGUCGUAAAAGUUUGCAAAUGCGUGAUCAGCAGCAAGAAUGGCUGGAUUCUCCUGAGGGCCAAAAGAUGAUUGACUUUCGUAAAAGUCUUCCUGCAUAUAAAGAAAAGGAUGCAUUAUUGAAAUCACUUGCUCAAAAUCAGGUCAUCGUUGUGUCUGGUGAGACUGGAUGUGGGAAGACCACACAACUCCCGCAGUAUAUACUAGAAUCUGAAAUCGAAGCUGCUCGAGGUGCUGUAUGUAAUAUCAUAUGUACUCAGCCAAGGAGAAUAUCUGCUAUGUCUGUCGCUGAAAGAGUUGCUGCAGAACGAGGAGAGAAACUUGGUGAAUCGGUUGGUUACAAGGUUCGCUUGGAGGGAAUGAAAGGAAAAGAUACACGCCUCCUUUUCUGCACCACCGGGGUAUUGUUAAGGAGAUUACUUCUUGAUAGAGACUUGAGAGGCGUAACUCAUGUCAUUGUUGAUGAAAUUCAUGAGCGAGGCAUGAAUGAAGAUUUCCUUCUAAUUGUUCUGAAGGAUCUCCUUCCUCGUCGACCUGAUUUGAGAUUGGUUUUGAUGAGUGCAACACUGAAUGCUGAACUUUUCUCUUCCUAUUUUGGCGGUGCUCCAACACUCCACAUUCCUGGCUUCACCUAUCCAGUACGGGCGCAAUUUCUAGAGAAUAUUUUAGAAACCACUGGAUAUAGAUUGACUCCGAAUAACCAAAUCGAUGAUUAUGGUCAAGAAAAGACAUGGAAGAUGCAAAAACAAACUCAAGGUUUCAGGAAGAGGAAGAGCCAAAUAGCUUCUGCUGUGGAGGACACAGUUGAAUCUACUGACUUUAGGGGUUACAGCCACCGCACCCAAGAGUCCUUGUCCAAUUGGAACCCUGACUCGAUUGGUUUUAACCUCAUUGAGCAUGUCCUUUGUCACAUUGUAAAAAAUGAGAGACCUGGUGCUGUGCUGGUUUUUAUGACUGGUUGGGAUGACAUUAACUCGUUAAAGGAUCAGCUGCAAGCUCAUCCGGUCCUGGGCGAUCCAAGCAAAGUCUUAUUACUUGCAUGCCAUGGCUCCAUGGCAAGCUCUGAGCAGAGACUAAUAUUCGAUAAACCUGAAGAUGGUCUGAGGAAAAUUGUUUUAGCCACUAACAUGGCUGAGACUAGUAUUACCAUCAAUGAUGUUGUAUUCGUUGUCGACUGUGGGAAAGCGAAAGAGACAUCCUAUGAUGCAUUGAACAAUACUCCUUGUUUGCUUCCCACCUGGAUUUCAAAAGCUUCUGCACGACAAAGAAGGGGAAGAGCUGGUCGUGUGCAGCCUGGGGAAUGUUAUCAUCUCUAUCCCAAAUGUGUUUAUGAUGCCUUUUCUGAUUAUCAGCUGCCCGAACUUCUGCGAACACCUUUACAGUCCCUAUGUCUACAAAUAAAAAGUCUACAGCUGGGAAGUAUUUCAGAGUUCUUAUCUCAGGCCUUGCAAGCUCCAGAAGCAUUAUCGGUUCAAAACGCUGUUGAAUACUUAAAGGUGAUUGGGGCACUAGAUGAGAAGGAAAACUUAACAGUACUAGGUCAACAGUUGUCAGUGCUUCCAGUUGAGCCGAAGCUUGGAAAAAUGCUGAUCCUAGGCGCCAUAUUCAAGUGUCUGGAUCCAAUAAUGACUGUGGUUGCUGGUCUUAGUGUCAGAGAACCGUUCUUGAUGCCAUUUGAUAAGAAGGAUCUUGCAGAGUCUGCAAAAGCACAGUUUGCUGCUAAUGAAUACAGUGACCAUCUUACCCUUGUUCGAGCCUAUGAUGGGUGGAAGAAUGCUGAGAGGGAUCAGUCUGGUUAUGAGUACUGCUGGAGAAAUUUUCUUUCAGCACAGACUCUGAAAGCCAUUGACUCUCUUCGCAAGCAAUUCUUUUUCCUGCUUAAAGAUGCAAAUUUGAUUGAUCAGCAGCAUCCAGAAAAUUGCAACACAUGGAGCCAAGAUGUGAAUCUUGUACGAGCCGUCAUCUGUGCUGGACUGUUCCCUGGAAUAUGCUCUGUUGUGAACAGGGAGAAGUCAAUAGCGCUGAAGACAAUGGAGGACGGUCAAGUUCUCCUGUAUUCGAGUUCAGUAAAUGGCAGUGUAUCGAAAAUUCCAUACCCAUGGUUGGUUUUCAAUGAGAAAGUAAAGGUUAAUUCUGUGUUUAUCCGGGAUUCAACUGGUGUAUCUGAUUCCGUACUCCUUUUAUUUGGAGGGAACGUUUCAAGCGGUGGGCUGGAUGGACACCUCAAAAUGCUUGGAGGCUAUUUGGAGUUCCUUAUGAAGCCUGCAUUAGCCGACACGUAUGUAACUUUAAAGAGGGAGCUCGAGGAGCUGAUUCAGAAGAAACUUCUGGAUCCUGAGUUGGACGUGCAGUCCUAUUCCGAGUUGUUGAUGGCGAUCCGAUUGCUGGUGACAGAGGAUCAAUGUGAAGGCAGAUUUGUAUUUGGUCGUCAGCUGCCCGCCGCCCCAAAACAGAAAAUCCGAGUGGUGAGUCCAGGUGGAGGUGGAGGCGACAAUUCUAAGAACGAGCUCCAAACUUUGCUUGCCAGGGCAGGACAUGGAUCCCCUUCAUAUAAGACCAAGCAAAUGAAGAACAACCAGUUCCGUUCCACAGUGAUCUUUAAUGGUUUGAACUUUGAUGGACAACCUUGUGGCAGCAAGAAAGAAGCUGAAAAGGAUGCAGCUUCCCAAGCUAUAUUGUGGUUGAGGGGAGAGAAUCAUUCGUCAUCCAGAAAUAUCGAUCAUGUCUCAAUGCUUCUCAAGGAGAGCAAAAGCAAAAAGAAAGGCAGGAUGACUGUCCCUAGUGGUAAAUGGGGUUAA
Messenger RNA from Linum trigynum, 3636 nucleotides. The record is from the annotation of a GenBank genome assembly. NCBI's taxonomy places the organism in Eukaryota, Viridiplantae, Streptophyta, Magnoliopsida, Malpighiales, Linaceae.